Molecule: messenger RNA, 1248 nt
Organism: Penicillium coprophilum
Lineage: Eukaryota; Fungi; Ascomycota; Eurotiomycetes; Eurotiales; Aspergillaceae
Exons: 2
Coding region: 1-1248 (415 amino acids)
Source: RefSeq, a predicted model, not a curated record
AUGUCUUCGCGUGGAAGAGGACAAGGACAAGGACGAUGGAGAGGACGAGGUGGACGCACUCCCCAGAUGAGUCCACCGGCACCUCCACUAGGAGAUGUCAUCGUCACAAUCCACCGCAGUGAAAUCGAAACUCCGGCAGAUCAAGAUGAUACCAAAUCUCGUAUCACGAACAGUCGAUGUCUGACGUCCUACAAUUGGCUUGGUUGGGGACAGAAGAAGAUAAUCAUUCCAGGUGAACCUCCGAAGUGGACACCUUUGUCGAAAGCCAAUCCUCCCAAGCUUCCACAAGACAAGGGUGGAUACUAUCGCGAUCGAAAUGCCGCGCAAUAUCCCACUUACCCUCUAGAGCCAAUGGUACAAGCAAUACUGACAGACAAACCCGACUUCCCGGUGACUAGUGUGGACAUCAUUGCGUGCAAUAAUACAAUGGUCAACCUGCUACGUUUUGCACUUGGGCAAGAUAAGCCCUUCAGAAUGCUUGUUGAAGUACUCGGAAAUACAGUCUUCUUUAUCAGAAGGGAAAACUCGCCCACCGAAAUGAUUCCCGAUGUCCGUGGGUAUGGACAUACGUUCCCAGAAGCUUACACCACGUGGGAUGCAAGCGUGCGUGGAUCCGAGUCUCAUCAAAGGGUGCUUGAGUAUGAGUUUGUCGGCAUGCAGUGCUUGGUACGUUUCGAGGCGGAUGGGUUUUUGCCCGACCUGGUCCCAGAAACCGAGGAACCCAAAGAAGAUCAUGUUUCCCCAAAGGAUGAUAUCGACCCAGAGGAAACUUUGUCGUCCAUGGAAGAAGUUACUAUUGUAUGUGGUCCCUCGACGACUGCAGAAACCGCAUCGAAGCAACUUGAGAUCGCAAGGGAAGGUCGACGUAUCUCACAGUGUGCAAUCUUUGACCUGAAGACCCGAUCUCGCAACAAAAGGAAUCAUAACACCCUUGAGGAAGAACUACCCCGGCUGUGGGUUUCGCAGACUCCCAACUUCAUUCUCGCCCAUCAUAUGUCUGGUCAAUUCAAGGAUAUUCAGGUCCAGGACGUGCGGGAUGAUGUAAAGCAAUGGGAGGAGGCCCAACAGCCGGCUUUGGGCAAGUUUGCUAGCUUACUGCAAAUGAUUGUGUCACUCGCUCGAAGCGCGGAUAACGGGAAACUUGAGGUUGAACGUGAAGAGGGUGAGCAGGUUUUAAAUCUGAGAACACCAGGUGGAGUUGUCAAUGGCGUCUUGUCCCCGGCUGUCGCAAGCAAGUGGGAGGUGUAA